This is a messenger RNA of Penicillium pulvis, 1938 nucleotides long. Its product is annotated as DEAD/DEAH box helicase. The record is from RefSeq and is a predicted model, not a curated record. NCBI's taxonomy places the organism in Eukaryota, Fungi, Ascomycota, Eurotiomycetes, Eurotiales, Aspergillaceae. The transcript has 2 exons. Gene Ontology annotation, molecular function: ATP binding; DNA binding; hydrolase activity. Bases 1 to 1938 code for a protein of 645 amino acids.
AUGGAGUUCAUUCGCAAAUUUGGGUUUGGGUUACUUUCGAUUUCGAGGUGGAAAAGACCGCCAAGAAGACACGCAGUGCUGUGUGGCUGGCGCAAUCUGCGAUUUAACGCGACUCUUCCUCAGCUGUCCGGCUCAAGGAUCGUACUCCGUGACUACCAGGAGGAAAGCAUCCAGUCAGUGCUAAAGUACCUAGGCGAUGGCCACCGACGUCUUGGGAUUUCGCUAGCUACUGGUGCAGGGAAAACGGUCAUAUUCACACAACUCAUCGACCGAGUUCCGCCACGCGAUGCAAGGGCAACGAAGACUCUGAUCAUUGUCCACCGACGCGAAUUGGUUGAACAAGCGGCGAAGCAUUGUCGACUUGCCUAUCCGGACAAAAUCGUGGAGAUUGAGAUGGCGCAAAAUGUAGCCACUGGACAUGGCGACAUUAUUAUCGCGUCUGUACAAACUCUCUCCCGAGGACGUAUCAACAAAUUCGAUCCUAGCGAUUUUAAACUCAUUCUUGUGGAUGAAGCACAUCACAUUGUGGCGCGAUCAUAUCGCGAAGUUUUAGGUUAUUUUGGACUGAAUGAACCUAACUCUGAUGCGCCGGUGCUUGUCGGAGUCUCUGCAACCUUUUCACGAUUUGACGGGCUCAAACUGGGCGCUGCCAUUGACCACAUUGUCUAUCAUAAAGACUAUGUUGACAUGAUCGGUGACAAUUGGCUGGCAAAUGCGGUCUUCACCACAGUCAAGUCGCAAGCGAAUCUUUCAAAUGUCAAAAAAGACAAGUUUGGCGACUUUGCUCUCGCCUCGCUUUCACAAGCCGUCAAUACUGUCAAUACCAAUAAUAUCACGGUCCGGGCAUGGAUGGCCAAUUCUCAGGACCGAAAGUCUACUCUGGUCUUCUGUGUGGAUGUCGAACAUGCCCGACAGCUUACUGCGACGUUCCGUGAGCACGGCGUUGAUGCUCGCUACAUUACAGCCACGACUCACAAAAACGUCCGAUCAGAGCAACUCGAAGCCUUUAGGAAACAAGAAUAUCCGGUUCUGUUGAAUUGUGGUUUAUUUACAGAGGGCACUGAUAUUCCAAACAUCGAUUGUGUGCUUCUGGCGCGACCGACUAGAUCACGAAACCUGCUCAUCCAAAUGAUUGGGCGUGGGUUGCGUCUGUUUCCUGAGAAGAAGGAUUGCCACAUCAUUGACAUGGUUGCGUCUUUGGAAACUGGGGUCCUCUCAACCCCAACCCUCUUUGGUCUCCAUCCCGAUGAGGUCCUGGAAAAGUCCAGUGUGAAAGAUAUCCAAAAAGGCAACCAAGAGGAAAAUAAUACAGAGCCACCUAUUGCUCCCUCAGGUGACCCAGAUGGAAACACCAACCUUAAAUUCACCAGAUACGAUAGUGUCUACGACCUAUUGGAAGACACGCAGUCCGAACGACAUAUCCGUUCUCUGAGCCAAAAUUCUUGGGUCCGGGUGGAUGAUACGAAAUAUUUACUAUCAGAAUCGUCGGGGUGGCUAACGAUCGAGCAUGAGAAAGAAAUGUUUGUGGUACGCCACGUCAUGAAAUUCAACGACCCAACGACCGAGGUUCUCCAAUUUACCCGUCCGCGGCUGAUUGCAUCUGGACCGGAUUUGGAAACCGCUGUCCGCGCAGCAGACACAUACGCUGGUGCCAAAUUUGAAAAGCGAUACAUCUCAUCCCGGCAACCCUGGCGACAGAGUCCAGCCACCUCGGCUCAGAUCGCAAUGCUGAACAAAGCCCGUAUCCGAGACGGUAGCUUGAAGAUUGGAGAUUUGACACGGGGUCAAGCCACUGAUAUUAUCACUAAGCUGAAAUUUGGGGGUAAGAAACGGUUCAAGCAAGCUGAGGUCAAGCAACGGAAGCUGCAACGGAAGGAAAAUGAGCUGAACGAGUUGCGACGGAGAACCAAUGUCAAGGUUGGGCCGUUAGAAGGCUGA